AUGGUAAGACCGGGUUCCGGGGAACCCUGGGGGCUUGUCUGCUGGCAGGGUCCGGGCCUGAGUGCAGCACUGACCCCCCUCAACUCUUUCCAGGACAAGCUCAGCCGAAGCAAGCUCCCGGAGGAGGAAGAGGAGGAAGAUGAAGAAGAGAAUAAAUAUGAAAUGCCCCCCUCUGAGGCUCUGCUCCCCAAUCUAGCCCUCGCCCACCUUCAGGGCUCUGAGGAGGACUCCGUGUACUUGGAUCACUCUAGGCCCCUGAGUCCAUCCAAGUCAGCCCCAGCACAGCCCCUGCCCGCAGUGGGGGUCCAGCUCCCGCCACACUGCCCGGCCCCAGACUACGUGAGGCAGGCGGCAGAGAGCCUGCAGGAGGGCGUGAAGCAAGGGCAGCCCUUUGAGAGACAAGGGAUGGGGGCGCCACCCAAAGCGGAGCCAGAGCCUCCCGAGAGCCCCAAAGAGGAUAACAUCUACCUGGAGUGCUCGGUCAGCCCAGUCCCGGCCCUGACUCGGACCCUGAGCGUCCAGCAACUCACGCCCCCGACCCCGAGGCCAAGGACUUCAGGGGUGUCCAGGCCCGCAGCUGCGCCCCAGGAGGCUGGGAAUGACUGCGGUCUGCUGGGCCACCAGCCAUGGUUCUCAGGGAACCUGGACCGUCAAGCUGUGGAGACAGCCCUGCUCCAAUUUGGAAAGGAUGGUGCCUACACCGUGCGCCCCAGCUCAGACCCCCAGAGCUUGCAGCCCUUCACCCUGGCUGUCCUGCUCCAUGGCCACGUCUUCAACAUCCCCAUUAGGCGGCUGCACGGGGGCCGCCACUAUGUCCUGGGCCGCAAGAACCAGAAGGAGCUCUUCCCCUCCGUGGGCGCCAUGGUCCAGCACUACACGCAGCACCCGCUGCCCCUGGUGGACAGACACAGCGGCAGCUGCCAGCUCACCUGCCUGCGCUUCCCCAUCGGCUCCUGA
Molecule: messenger RNA, 957 nt
Organism: Sorex fumeus (smoky shrew)
Lineage: Eukaryota; Metazoa; Chordata; Mammalia; Eulipotyphla; Soricidae
Gene: SH2D6
Product: SH2 domain containing 6
Exons: 11
Coding region: 1-957 (318 amino acids)
Biological process (GO): intracellular signal transduction; cell surface receptor protein tyrosine kinase signaling pathway
Cellular component (GO): cytoplasm
Source: RefSeq, a predicted model, not a curated record